AUAUAUGUGAAAUGGUUUGAUACAGUAAUGUUAUACUAUGAGAUUUUAGUAAUUUUAGUGAAUGUCACUUUUUGUCAUUUUUUUAUUUCCCGCCGUUCCGUCCCCUGUACGUCCCAACGCUCACAGGGGACAGAACCCAGAAGACAGAUGCCGCAUCCGCCGGAUUACAUUGCCGGGGACAUUGCAGGAGGGACAUCGCAGGAGCGCAGGACAAGGUAAGUGACCGAGGGAUCGUGGAGCAGCGCCGCAUGCUAAGCCCGAGUGUAGCUCGGGGUUACCGCUUGUGGUACUGAAACUUUACCCCGAGCUACACUCAGGAAUACCGCCAGGGAGGUUAACCUUUUUUUGCUGUA
Molecule: messenger RNA, 353 nt
Organism: Staurois parvus
Lineage: Eukaryota; Metazoa; Chordata; Amphibia; Anura; Ranidae
Source: the annotation of a GenBank genome assembly